UGACAAACAUACUUGGAAUAAAAUAGCGUUGCUUACGUCCAGUACUCGACACUACCUCACUUGAAUCAAACGUCUCAAAGUUACAUCUCAAAGUUACAAUGGAGGAUACAUUUAUCCUGUCGGUGCUUGGUGCGUGCAUAUUCGCGGCAGUCGUUGCAGUAUGCGCGACAUACGGUGUGGAGCGAAUGGGUGGGCUUUUGGGUGGUAUAUUUGAAACCACCCCUACCACAAUCAUACCUGCUGCUAUAGGCAUAGCCAGGUCUGUAUCCGACACAAAAGAACUAUCAAAGGCUAUGUCUUCGGUCCCCGUUGGCCUGCUUGUGACGUCCACAUUUCUCAUGGUGUGGAAAUAUCUACCUCCGAGGUUAGAUGAGCGUAUAAGCUCGAAUAAGGGUUUGGCUAUAACCAUAUCCGCGAGUUUGAUAACAUGGCUCAUAUUCGCAUUGUUCUCUGUGUUUUCACUCCAGGAUGUCAGUCAGGAUCGCAUGCUUGUAGUAGGGUAUUGUAGUGUGGCCGCUCUAUUGCUCAUAGGCUUUAGCGCGACUUUUUAUACCUUCGAGCGUAAUCACGCUCUCCCCAAUCCCAAGACGGAUAUGCCAGAAGAGAAAACACCUGUGAAGACGUUGAUUGUGCGUGGUUGCUUCGCCGGGGUGGCUACUGCGGUCACUGUACUUCUGUCGAAGGUUAAUGAGGUCGCCGCAGGGGUGUUCUCCACGUUUCCCAGCAUAUUCCUGACUACAAUGGUCAGUUUGUGGUUAUCAAAAGGAGCCAAGCUGGGUAUGAGUGCUGUAGGUCCUAUGACGUUAGGAUGUGUGAGUGUGUGUGUCUUUGCACUCACGUUCGGGUAUUUCGUGGAUUCCUUAGGUCUGAAUGUAUGGAUGGCUGCUUUGGCUUCGUAUGUAGCGGGUCUAUUGUACAGUACUUUACUUGCAUCUGUUAUGUGGGCCUCGAAGAAACAUCUCAGCCAUGCAGACUCGGACGAGUUGCUGUUAAAUGAAGAUAUGGAGGUGGAGGUUUUGAAUUAGACACUAUCAAAUGUUGGUUUGCACCCUGAACAUUUUAUUUAGAUAUAGGAAUAAAUUAGUAUAAGCACAGG
Messenger RNA from Sphaeroforma arctica JP610, 1096 nucleotides. RefSeq lists its product as hypothetical. The transcript has a single exon. The record is from RefSeq and is a predicted model, not a curated record. The coding region runs from base 99 to 1025 and encodes 308 amino acids. NCBI's taxonomy places the organism in Eukaryota, Ichthyosporea, Ichthyophonida.